Molecule: messenger RNA, 8536 nt
Organism: Diorhabda carinulata
Lineage: Eukaryota; Metazoa; Arthropoda; Insecta; Coleoptera; Chrysomelidae
Product: lysine-specific demethylase RSBN1L
Exons: 8
Coding region: 701-3814 (1037 amino acids)
Cellular component (GO): nucleus
Source: RefSeq, a predicted model, not a curated record
AAAUUGUAAACGAUGAAAUGUAGAAUCUAAAUAACGUUCUCAAAUUCAUCUGACAAUGAUUUAUCAUGGUGGUGAACCUGAAUAAAAGGCGGCAAAUACGUAUUUAUAGAAACGUACGUGACUUGAAGCAUGUUUCUUCCCAACAUUAAAAUUCAAAAGAUUUUGGUGUUAUGACUAAUUGAUAUCGUUUUUUCUUCAUUUUCAAUACAUGACUGCAUUAUAUCUACAAUGGUUAACGAACAAUAAUUUUAUAUUUUGAAAUAAGAUUAAUUACAAUAGUGAAUCGUGUGCAGUGCCGUGUAAAAGCGUAAUAAGGAAGUCAAACCAGAAUAGGAGAUAUUCUAAAAAAAAUGCGGCGUUAAAAGUAAAUAUUUAGUUUGAUUAAUAUAAAAAUGAACUUUAGAAAUAUAAGCUUUAACAUAAUUGUGAAGUAAAUACUGAAAUAAGAUCAUUCUUGUACGCCAAUGGUCGUUAAGCAGCCAUUGAUAUGACGAGAUUUGUCCGGUUAUAAGCAUGGCGGUAAGCGUGGAUAAUAACUAGUUUUGUGCGUUUUUUUCCGUCAUCCUCUCAUAAAAAAAUAGAAAGGAAUUUUUGAAAUAUGUAAAAAAUUCGCCAAAAUUGUUUUGAAAUAAUGUGAACUGUUUAGUGAAUCUAUUAAAACGUCAAAGAAAAGAAGGGACGUCUUUUGAUAGUGCAAACUAUGGCGUCGAAUGAGGAUGGAGGUAAUGAUGACGAAAAUAAAGUUUAUUAUGGAAAGGAAUCUUCGUAUGAACCAUUACCUAAUUGUUCUACGUGCCCCAUGUGUUUAUUACCUUAUAAUAAGUGCUUAUGUAGUGUGACCUCUAGUAACUUCGAAGAUGAAACUUUAAAUAGCACAAACGCUACAACCGAAGAUUUUGGUUCUUUGAAAAAUGGACACGCACAAGAUGCAUUCAUAGAAAAUUUGGAUAGUUUGAGAAGAGGUUAUAACUCCAAUAAUCAGUUUUUAGUGAAUCUUCAGAAAACACCCGUAGGGUUUGAUCCGAAGAAUUUUAUAAACAGUGUUGAUAAAUGUAUCAACGAUGCACAAACAGAACCAGUAAAAAGUGAGGCUAAGCCAAAUUGUAAUGGUGAUAAAGUAUAUUUUUCAAAUUCAAUUGAAUUGAAAUCUGAUGUAUGUGUUGAUAGAAUUGAUAACAAUACAGUUGAUAAUGAUAUUAACAAUAAAGAAAAUUUUAGCAAUGACAGGUGUACUAUAAAAGAAGAUCCCCAUCUGCAAGUUCACACAAACAGUAUGUCGCCCGUAAAAUCAAAGAGCAAAAAAAAUCAUUUAACUAAAACUGGCUGUGAUUUACCAAUUGGCGCUGUGAAGAGUCCAAUUAAUUGUCAUAAUGAUCCUGAAGUAAAGCAAGAGUCUACAGAUAGCACACUGCAAGCUUCGACCAGUGAUAAUUUAUCUGAAUCAGAAAAAUCCAGUGUACAAGUAAAUUCAAAACCAAAGAAGCUUUGUUCCCAGUUGGUUGAUAAAUUAAACUAUGAUUUGCUUAAAGGAAAGAAAGGUAUUGCUCUUCUUACAGCUAUUGAGGACCAAUCAAAUUCUAAAAUUAAGGUAAUGGAUAGACACACGUCUAGUUCAACUGACUCCAGUAGCUGCUCUCUUAGAAAGUCAAGAACUAGAUCUGUAGAUGUCGCAGUGAAACCAAAAAAGGGUUGUAAGAGGGCCCAUUCCACAGAUACCAAUGAUGUAGAGGCAAAAGUACCAAAAAUUGAUUUUAAAUGUUAUAAAACUGAUAAAAAAAGUGAGAUAUUAACACCAUCAAAAAAUGGAAAGCAUAAAGACUAUAAAUAUAGUAAACAUGAUUCAAAAAGUAAAAGUUCCUCCAAAAAAUCCUCGCAUAGUAGUAGCUCAAGAGAGAGACAUUCAAGUCAUAGAAGUGACAUUAGACCAAGACUUCUAACUAAUGGCAAUUAUAGUUACCCCCCUGAAGAUAAAUCUUUGAAAUUUAGAAAAUACUACCACAUAGAAACCCAUACCAAUGGAGGUGCAAAAAUUCUCAGAAUGUACCAUGAUGAGAUAAAACACCUCAGUGCAAGUGACUCAAAAGAACUAGCAAAGGAAUUCUUCAAGUUAGCCUUCCAUGAAGAUAAAGAUGGUUGGGCAACUUUUGUGAUAGCAGUAGUUCACGGUUCUGCUUCUUACCUUCCAGACAUUCUUACAUAUAUGGCAGAGAACUAUCCAACAUUAACUGUUAAAAACGGGUUACUUAGCAAAAGCUCGGAUAUUGAAACAACAACAUUGUCAAAUUAUCAUGAAAACGUAUGUAAACAUUAUGAAGCAGGGACGGUUCGAUAUGGACCACUACACCAAAUUAGUAUUGUGGGAACUGCCCAUGAAGAAGUCGGCGGCUAUUUUCCUGAUUUGUUGGGAAUGUUAGAAGAAAAUAAUUUCCUCAAUCUGACAAUGCCUUGGGGAGCUUUAUCAAUUUGUGAUCAAAUGAAACCAACUGAAAGUAAUGAUGGACCUAUCAUUUGGUGUAGACCCGGUGAGCAACUUGUACCAACAGCCGAUUCUAAAACACCUAACAAAAGAAAAAGAACUGGUAUAAAUGAAUUAAGAAAUUUACAAUAUCUGCCGAGAAUGUCCGAAGCGAGGGAACAUUUGUUCGAGGAUAGGACAAAAGCUCAUGCUGACCAUGUGGGAGCUGGACUAGAUAGGAAAACUACAGCUGCUGUUGGAAUAUUGAAAGCUAUCCAUGGAGGGAAAAAUGAAGGUCCAAAUAACAGGGUAACAAAGGAUGUUGUAGCCUUUUCUGCUAAAUAUUUCGAUACAUUAUCUGAAAAGUUACAACUUGAUCUUCACGAACCACCUAUUUCACAGUGUGUCACUUGGAUUGAAGAUGCAAAAUUGAACCAGUUGAGAAGGGAUGGUAUAGAAUAUGCAAGGAUAAAUUUGUAUGAUAAUGAUAUCUAUUUUUUACCAAGGAACAUAAUCCAUCAGUUUAGAACAGUUACAGCUGUUACUAGCAUUGCUUGGCAUGUACGUUUGAAACAAUAUUAUCCCAUAGAAGAGCCAGAAGUAACAGAAAAUGCCCCACCUCUUCUCUCCAAACCAGUUGAUCACAUAAAACCUGAAAAAACACCAUUAAAAUCUUCGAAUCACCGAGAUGAGGACAAACCACCUCUAAAAAUGAAGUUGAAAUUAGAUUUAAAUAAAUACGCUGGACCAGAAAAAGUUCGAAUCCAAGAAGAAAAAAAUAAAGAAAAGAAAUAUAAACACAAGGAUCACAAUAGAGAAAAGUCCAAGCACAAACAUAAAGACAAACACAAAGAUAAAUACAAGGAUAAAGAUAAAUAUAAGCAUCACGAUAAAGACAGAAAACAUCACAAUUCUCACAAAGAGAAAGAUUACAAACAUAGUGACAGAGAUAAAAAGCACAGUUCCCGCAAUACUAGUAAAGAGAAGAGUCAGGAUUCUAGUCAAAAAAAUCAUAUAUCAUCGAGUGAUACCAGCACUUACAAGUCUAAUUCCAGUGAGAGCCUAAAACUUACUCCAAGUGAUACCAGCACUUACAAAACUUCUUCCAGUGAUAGUUUAAAACUCACUUCAAGUGAUACCAGUAUUCUGUCGACAGAUUCUGUUACCAUGCAAUCCCACGUCGAAGAAUCGACAAAAAGUGUAGCAGACUCCGCGAGUGUAUCUCCUACCAAAGUACUUGAUUCGCCUGUAAAAAAACACAAAGAAAAAUCUUUUAAAAUAAAGAUUCAGAAGCCGCAAUCCACCGACGUUUUAGGUGAUAUUUUAAAAGAUAUGAACAAGUGCGAUCCACAUAUUUAAUAUUAAGCUACAGGUCGGAGAAAAAGUGACUUUAGAAGUUUCUUCUGGAUGACACUUUUUGUUCGAACUGUAGAGGAUUUCAAUCGUGGUUCUGUCCACACAUUGGCAAUUGGGUAGUAAUUAUAUUUCUAUACUUCCUUUACAGCAGGGAGUGAAUAUAAAUAAACCACUAAUGGUUUCACUUAUCACAAAUUAUUUGAAAGAUUAACUAAAUAUGUCAAUUGUCACCAAAUGUCAAUUGUCAAAUCACUUAAUUCCGUCCCACUUAAUCAUUAGUUUUUAUAACCUACAAUUUGAUUGAAUUACUAAUUUGAAGUGGAAUACUGGGUGUUCCAAUAACUGUUUCCUAUUUCGGUGGCUUAUUUUAAUCUGUCAAUUUUAGAUUUUUAGAAUAUAGCCAUUGAAAAUUUAAUUUGGAAAUAGCCUGAAAUUUCCAAAAUCUCCCUAUUUUUUCUGUUAGAAUCGAAAAUUUCAUAAUGUACAAUAUUCUAGUACACUUUUGCUAAUUAAUCUAUGGUUUAUCAAAAGAAAUGUGACAGGUGACAGCUAUUAGUUUCGAUACACUGAUGUAGAGGGAGGUGUGAAAAUUUCAAUGGGGAUCAUUUUGUAUAUACGGGAUCUUUUUCAUAAACGGUGUGGUAUGGACAUUUUCAAAUGGCAGCGAAUUUUAGAGAGUAUAGAAUUUGUAAAUAUGAUUUUAUUGAAAAUUUUUCUAAAAGGUAUAUUGAAACAUAUUUAUUUGUAUUUAAGUUAUAAAAUUAUUAUAUUUAAGCUAAAAUUUUAUUCAUAGUAUUUUAAUACAGGAUUGCUUACUUAGAUUUAUGUCACUGUUGUUUUUCUAAAGUCUAAUUUUUAUAAAAUGUGAGUAUUUCAACAUUUGUACUCAAAUAUGUUUGCUAAGACGCUAAACUAAUAUUAAUAACUAUGAUUUAAGCGAAAAGUUUCAUUAUAUAAAUAAAACAGUAAAUUUUGUAUUAUCUUUUGUUUGAUUGACAAAAAAAUUCAUGAUUAUACAAAAUUAACAUUAGUUUAAAUAAUUACUGGCUAAACCCAGAAAGUUACUUCACACGUGUCCGAUUCCCAGGGACAAGUUGAAAAGAAAUACCUUCUUGGUAAAACAUUUUGAGAGCUAGUCAACCAAUCCUUAUUAACAAAAUACAAACCUUAGUCCUGGGUAUUAAUCAACCAAGAUGAAUGAGUUAAACAUCAAUUGAUACAGUCCCAGUGUGACCAGGAGUUUAUAAAGGAAAUACUGUGAAAUCUUGUACUGAAGAUUUCUAUUAUCCUUUUAUUGUGAAAUAAUUAUUGAGUUGCUGGCUAUUGAGACAUCUUAAAUAGAUUGCCCGCGCCUUUUGAUUCUAUAGUGAAGGUUUCAAUAAUAUACUAACAAAAAUUUUUUUUUAAAACCAAUUUAAUCACAUCAAUAUUUUCUCGAAUUCAAUUUUAUAAAUUUAGUUUUUCAUUUUAUCAAAAUAGAGCUUUAUAGAGCUCUAUAUAAAAUUGAUAAACCGAACGAUGUGGUAUUAGAGGUUUUUAAAUUGAUUAUUGAACUAUUCAAAAUUUUAAAAAAAUACUUGUAGUCUCGUCCAGGAGCACCCAAUGAAUCGGGCUAAAAUCUUGAAAAAAAAAUCGCUAAUAGUCUUUCAUAUUGGUCGAUUUCAUCGCAUUUUCAUAUAUGAUGUUUAACGUAUAUGCUUGAAUUUGUGGAAGAUAUAGCAUAUUUACAAUACCGAAGACAGUUUAUCAUGUCCUAUGGGAGUCCCAAACAAGUUUUAUAAAAAAAUACAUGGAUAGUGUGCUUAUAAAAUUAAUCUAUGAUAAUAUCAUUUUUAACAAGAUUCAAACAUUCCUCGGGGUUUAAUUAGAAUACAGUAUAUUUUUGAAAGAAAUAAAAAACCCAUUUCAAGAAUAUAAUUGAAAAUACACAAUUCUCUUUUCUAUUCCAUGCCACUGUACUAAAUAUUAGCUGAAACUGUAAAAUUUAAAUACCAGUAAUAAUGGAUUAUUUGAUUUGCUUAUUGGACUAUAUUUUUGUAUUGGUUGCUGUGAUUGAUUGAUUAGAACUAUUUUUACUUCUCUGGCUCUUCCUAAAACUAUUUAUUUCAAGUUCUUGUUUUUGAAGCAACUGCUGAUUAUUUACUUCAAACCGUCUUUUCGUUCUUUAUUUAGAUUUUCUUGAGUUUCAUAAAUAUCUAUCAGCUCUUCUUUUAUCGCUUUGAAUUAGCGAUUUUUGAAGUCCUCUGGAGGUCCAACUAACUAAUAAAAAAUGUAAGAAAACGUUGUAUUGAAAUUCUUAGAAUCCUUGAAAAAUCGAGCUAUUAGGCUAUUAUAACAUGAAUAUAAAUUUUUUUGUUACCUGAUUAUACAUGCACAAACUUGUAAAAUAACCAACUAUAUCUUCUAUACUUCUCAUUGGGGAUUCCCGUAAAAUCAAAUACAUCAUCAUCAUCAGAGACUUGACUAUCGAAUUUUGUCAACAUUUAGAUCUUUUGACGUAUGUUUCUGGGUUGAAAGAGCAAAUAAUGAACUGAUAGGGUAACAAUAAUAGUUUUAACUUCAAAUGAAAAGUUUUGUUUAAUUUGUUCCAAUUUAUUUUAAUUGUUCAUAUUAAUUAUUCUAUUUUUCAGUAACUAUUAUGAUAAGAAAAUAAGUUAUAGUACAAAAUUUGGAUGUUGAAAAAUAUCAUUUUAUAAAAAUUUGGUUUUAUGGAACACCAAAGGCUUUCCCGUAAAUAAUGUGUAAUUCUAAUUUUACUUUAGUACUGAGUUCUAUUUCAUUUACAAAAAUUGAUAGUUAAUAUCAAAUUAAUAACAGAAGCAAUAAUAACAACUUUCUUACUAACUCGAACGAAAGCCAUUGAAAGAAAAACGUGAAAUAUCAAAAUAGAAAGUAACAUUGAUCCUAAAAAUGGAAAUAUCAAUAAUUUAUUAAGGAAGUUGAACUAAGGCACGAAGUAUUAGAAGAGAGUAAGUCAAACAAGUGGUUUAUGUGUAACUAGAAAAGAUUUAUUCGCGAAAUGUACUUGCCAUACUACAAAUAAAGUGCCUUUUAAAACUAUAAAACUAACUUAUUGUUAGUAUUCAUUAUUUUAAAGUCCUCUCAACUCUAACAUAAUAUUGGAAUUACACUUUAUACAAGAUCCGAUACUUAAUUUAUCAGUUAAAAGUUGAUAUCUUCACAUAUUAGAUUGUACAUUUUAUAGCGAUGCAGUUUUGGCAUAGAUUCAACCUGAAUCUAAAAUCUGUACUUCCAGUCUUUAACAUUUUACCUUGCAACUUUGCUAAAGUAAACAUAUACAAGGCUUUGUGUGUAUUUUCAAUAUUUUUUUAGUCUUAAAAGUGAGAUUCCUAGAAUUGUGAUGUAAAUAUGUACAUUUGGAGUAUUGUACAGUUUUUUAUAUAGUGAAAAACCUCUAUGCAAUGUUGUAUAUAAAACUAAGUAAUCUAUUUAACAAUGUUAGAAUGUUUUAAGGAUAUUUUUUUCAUAUCACAGCCAAAUUUAAUAGUUGUUUCCAUUUUUUUUAAUAAAACUUAUAUUUUUGCUAGAUGUCUCCCAAAUAAUUGUAAUUUUUAUAUAUUUUAAUUGUCAGAAGAAUAGUAUCUUUUUUGAAACUAUUGAAUCCGAGGCUGUUAAUUGUCACGAGCAUAACAAAAUAUUGUCAACGGGUCUAAUACUACAUUUUUCCUAUGAUCAUAAUGCUUUUAACAUAAACUAAUAAAUCUAAAUAAUAAACUACAACACCUCAAACUAAUGAAGUUCUAUUAAGCUUUUUAACUUUAUAAAAUAUUUAAAAAAUCAGUUUGUUAUAGAAAUAACUCAUGUCAUUAUUUAUUGAUAAUUUAAAUCGUUAAAACAAUAUAUACGAGGACAGAAAAAGAAAAUAAAAAAGUCACUUCUUUAACCGGCGCUAUUGUCCUUUGAGAACCAGGCCCUUCUUAACAAUCAACUGCCAAUCCUUUCUGUCCUGAAUAUGGUGCCUCCAAUGUCGAACCCAUAGCUGGAUCAAAUCCGCCUCAACUUCUCCAAUCAGCGGAGGCGCAGUCUUGUUCUCCAGGAACUCCAUACAUGUCUCUGCGCGGGUAUCGAUCAGAGGGCAUGUCCCAGCCACAUCAAACGCGCCCCCCGGAUGAACGCCAUCAAAUCUGACUCGCCAUACAUUUGUCGUUAUAGUACAUUUCUCGCAUCCGUAUGCGAUUACAGGAUGUAUAAUUGUCUUGUAAAUUGUGAGCUUUGACCUUCGUGAGAGUCCUCUAAACUUGAGCGCUCUCUAGACUGCCCAAAAGUUUCUGUUUCCGGCAGCAACUCUUGUUUUGAUCGGAAGCGAUGUUCUCUGACUUGAAGGUCGGGAUUUUCUUUGAGGUUCUCAUGUACAUGUUUUUUGUUCAUGGAUUUUGAGUCCUCUUGCUUCACCUACUUGCUCGAACUCCUCGACCGUUCCCGAAAGAACUGAAGUGGUUCGUGCCAUGAUGUCAACAUCAUUCGCAUAGGCGAGGUGUUGUGUGAGCCUAUUGCAAAUAGUUCCUCCAAGUAAAUUGAUCAGUGUUGUUGCUAAUGGAUUUCCUGACGCAAGCCCGUGUUCACAGUAAAAAUUCUAAUCAUUGUCAUUCUAACCAUACACACCAGCUUCUUUGGGACGCCAAACCCCAUCAGGCCCCUAUACAGCUGGUUUCUGAGGAAGCCAAUGAAGAGGUGAUGAAGAUCGACAGAAAGUGAAAAUACAAA